AUGACAACAACGGCUACGCUCUUGCGACCUUCGGGUUUGAUUAUCACAUCAGCAGCCAAUUAUUUGAACUCCGAUAUUUAUCUUAUUGAUAAAGCCACACCUGACUCAACAGGACAUUCUCGAUAUGACUUGCAAAACGAUCAUGCGAAGGAUGGUUCCAAUGAUAAUAACACAUUUGUGGACUCUGAAGAAGAAACAGAUGUAAUAGAGAGCGUAGAGAAGGAUCCGUUUUUGCCCAACAACGAAGAUUUACCUCUUUAUUCUCAAGAUCCUUUUGAGGUCGAGGAAGUUGAUCCUUUUGUAAUUGGGGACGAAGAUGUCUUUGAUGUUGCAGAUGCCAAAUUGGAGAAUGAUGUUACAGAGUUGGAUGAGCUAACUCCAGAUCUAGAAGAUCCUUUCGAAGAACAUGAUCAAUUCCUUAUGGGCGAGAAGGAUGUCUUUGAAGAAAGGGAUGAAUUCUUGCAAGGAGAUGAAGAUGUGUUCGAGAGUGAAGAGGAUAUUUUUAACAUUCAAGAAGUUGACCCUUUCUUAUUGGAUGCUCCGAAAAAGAUUAUUUCAGAGAUCAUUAAUCGGUACGAAACAAUCCAAGGACACAUCCAGGAAUGUUUUGCAUCAUAUGCCAAUGAUAUAUUUGAUAAAGGCUUGCUGAGCAGUGAUGAGUUUAGCUCAGUGUUCUCCUGUUUGGGAUCAGUGAGAAGCUCAAAUGCCAACAUGCUUGCUGACUUGAAAGCAGCUAGUGACUCUUCUGACAGUCACAACGAAAUUUGGGAUGCGUCGAAUAUUGAGGCAAUGAAGGAUGUGUUUGUUAAAUAUGUUAGGUCUCUUCCUUUAGCUGUGGAAACAUGUUUAACAACUCUUCAACAAAAUCCAAAAUUCCAUGCGCUGGUAACAUCCAAAUCGAAUGAUUUAUUUUUCUAUUUGCUUCUACCAUUAGAAAUGUUAAGCCAAAUUACUGAACCUGUACAAGAUUUGGAGCACUAUGUUCCUCAUGAUCCUUCUGUUAAAUCCAUGUUGAAUUGUAUUGGUGAAUUACAAAGCAUUGGACACGAGGUUAUGGAUAGCAAUUAUUCCACUUUCAAAGUGCUGGAACUUUCCAGAAAACACAAAAUUUCAGAUUUGCUAACCAAAAAGAGAAGUCUACUCAAGGAGGGCAUUCUAUCAACGGGGACAGACAUGCACUCAGUUUAUCUUUUUUCUGAUUGCCUCUUGGUAAUUACUCCGUCCAAACAAUGGUUUAUUCCUUUCAAAGUUACAGAUGAUAUUACGGGAGAGUACAAUAUCGCAAUUACCAAAGACUCUGAUGCGAAUGCCCUCGAAAUUGAUGAGCAUGAGGUCGAAUUCCAUGUGAGUUACAAGUUUGACAAUUAUGAUUUGGUGAAAGAGUGGAGCAAGGCGUUCAAGGCUUGUCUUGAAUAA
Molecule: messenger RNA, 1416 nt
Organism: Naegleria fowleri
Lineage: Eukaryota; Heterolobosea; Eutetramitea; Acrasida; Naegleriidae
Exons: 3
Coding region: 1-1416 (471 amino acids)
Source: RefSeq, a predicted model, not a curated record